UUCUGCCUUGCAAGGGUGGUGCUGAGUCAGGCAGCCCUGCCAGGACCUAAGCCAGCCUCUGUACUCUCUAGCAGAAAAGUGGAAGGCAGAGGGGCAGCAGUUGUGGCAAGGUGGGGCAAAUGGCUGCCUUGUUUUCCUUGAAAUACUUUUGAAUUAUAAUUAAUAUCCCCGAACUUUACAGAGUAGUUCCUUUAUAUUGCUGCUUCUUUGCUGUAAGCUCUGCUUUCGGAGAGGCCUUCCUUGGGUGUCUCUGCUGCUGGUCUUCCUCUCUUCUGUAUUAAUAUUAUUGUUCCCAAUGAAUUUUCAGUUCAGUCUCUGCCUUCCUGGUUCUGAUGAAAACUCAGGAAGCUCUCAGACUUUGGGAAGGCUUGUCUUUGUGCUCCAAACCCUUUGCUUUGUAGGUGAGCACUUGAUUUUGUGUCUGAAGUUGCUGAGCAUGAAGGGCUCAGUGUCCCAGUUUGCUCCCAGCCCUCAUUGUGCCCGCUCUGAGAUCUGCUUCCUACACAAACAUCAGUUCCUUACCUUCUCCCUGUGCACACUUCAAAAAUCCCACCACUGCUCUGAGCUCCCACGUGUUCCUUCAAAACAAAUGCAGAACGUGGGCCUGUUUGCUUGGGUAAUUCUCACUAACUUUACUGAUCCAGGAGGUAAAAUAUUUUGCCUGCUCCUAUUCCUCUGAAGGCUUUAGGGACUAGAAAUAAAUCUCAAGUAUCACCAUCUUUUUUUAAUUUCAUGAGCUUAUUAAUGACUUUCUUAUACUCACCAAAGUCUCGAGUGUCUGUGAGCUGAAGAUCUUUGGUCUCAAAUGCUGAAACAUGCUUUUCCAGUUUUAUGUGGCGGUAGCUAUAAAAAUUCCCUAGCUAAAAUGGCUCAGGAGGGAACAUGGUGAUGGUAUUUACUUUGCUGAGGAACACUGGUACUGUGGUUCCAUAGUAGAUGGUACAUAUCUUAGCUUUGCAUCUCUCUGUUCUUCCACCAGUGGUAGUGUUGGGAAUUUCUUUCCAGACCCCCCUGCCUUUAGAAAUCUCAGGAUGUUAUAUUUACUGCAGAACAUAAAUGUGUUCUGUUUCCAAACUUGUGUGUAAAAUGGCUUGGUGACUUCAAUAGUUCUAUUUACUUUUCUUCUUCCCCUUAGUUAGAUAGUCUGGAACCUCAGGAGCCCUCAGAGAUUUGAACCUGUGUCUGUGUAGAUAUUCUCCUAAAUUUCAUGCAGGUGGUGCUCAGCUAUUGAGCCAGAGUGCUGUUUUUGAAACCGAGGUGCAGAAAUGCUGCAGAAACAAAUGAAGAUUGAGGUGCACUGGUGGUAUGGAGUAAAAGCUGUGUGUUCUUCUGGUGUUCUGGGGGGUGUUGAAGUAAUUUGGGAUAAAUGCAGCCUGUUCUGAGGGGUGCAUCCUGCUUCUGUGAGGUGUUCAGAACCUUUCUUGUUGAGCUUUCUAAGCAAGGUGUGACACUGUCAGUAUGUUCUGCUUUCAUAGAUUCAACAUGAAAGCAGAUGUGGUUGUGGGGCGGCUUACUGGUGUUGUUAGCUUAUGUCUGGGUUCAAGAAGUUGAAUUGCAGUUGAGUACAGCCACAGCUCUGCUGUGACAGGUAACAACAGCUCUCACUUCAGAUGGCAGUUAGCGGGGUCCCGAGUGAAAAGCAACUUUCAGUCUUCACAAAAUAAAAUGUUCCAGUCGCAAAAUGUAGCGGGUAAAUAAUCCAGUACCACAGGAAGUCCUACCUCAAAAGGUUUUUUUACAUGGGAAUUAGUUCCUUGGUCCAUUAUUGUACGUUAAUAAUAUUUCCUUUAUGGCAAGACCAAGGGCAGCCUGGGGUAUCGCGAGGAUGCAGAUCUCAGCGUUAGGUCUGCCAGCUGUGUGCAGCACCAGGGGCUUUGGCUCCCCUGUGCUGCUGCUGAGCCUCUCACACGUGCUGUGGUGCAUCCCAAAUAUGUGACAGACACCCCAUCUCCGAGGUUGGGAAGCAUCACCCCAUGGAGCUGCUCGCUUUGCCUUGGCAGGGCUGGGAGCAGGUGGGAACUUCUUGCAUUGCUGCGUGCUGGUAUGACAAGGGGUCCUGAAAUGCUUCAGAAUUUGGAAUCCUUUGUUCUCUGAUUUUCUUCCAUGUAGGAGCUUUACAGCCUCUGGGCUACCCACAAUUUCCCCGUGCUUCUGGGCAGCCCGUGCUGGCAGCUGUCGGCAUCCUGAUGGGCUCACUGAGCUGAUAGCAGCGUGCCAGUGCGUGCUGACGUGCUUGGUUUGAUCCAGCGCUCCGUUCUCAAGUGGUGGGCACUGCUGCUGCAAUGGGCUUUGCAGUGCCUGUGGGAGGGCUGGCACUGUGUGUAGGGCCUGCAGAAAGGGAUGGCACAGCAGCAGGGAGACGGCCUAAGAACUCAGCUGGGAACUGCCGUUGUUACCAAGGACGAUGGCUGUAGAUGGGUCUGUGGGUCCUGUUUGCUUCCUGCUCUCCUGUCGCUGUGACUUCUGUGUCCUGGCAGCAGAUUAUAUACAGGCACCUCCCCCCCAUUGCCCUCAGAGGAGAACAUUCCUAAUGGACACAGGGUGCACUUCUGCCAGCUGUGCCUGCUGUGGUUAUUUACCAUCAGGAAAGCAUGCGUUGCUGCUGCCUCAAACCAGGAAGGAGGUAGUUUAGGAAACUAAGAUGUGCUGCCUCCUCAUAAAGGAGUCAUCAAGCUUUUUAUGUAGAGUUUUAGGUGUAAAUCAGCAUUCAGGUGAUCAGCUAAAUAGGCAGACCUGUUUAAAUGGCGGCUUGUUCCUAACUAGGUGCAUUUCCAGGCCUGGCUUGUUUGGUUUCUUGCCAAGGAAUACUGAAGGGAGGCACUGAAAACAUGCCCUAUGUAACUAAGUAGUUCCUGCAAUGCCCAGCAGCUGUUGGUGAGCCGUCCCUGCAGCGCUGUUUGUGGCAGCGUGAGCAGAUCUGUGCUGUGGCUGCUGCAUGCCCUCCUGCUUUUCCUCGGUGCCAGCCCUGCCUGCCUUGUGCUGUGCUGUUCACGUGGUCGCUGGCUCAAAUAACUGAUAAUAGAAGGAGGGAGGUGGUGCUGGUCUGAGGCUCGUGCUGCUGUGCGCCUGUGCUGCUCAGAGCAGGUUUGCAGGGUGCUGCCACCGCAGGGAAUGCUCCUUGCACCCUUCCCAGAUGUGUGUUCUCCCGGCUCCUCUGUGAGGCACAGGUCUUCAUCUGUCCUCCAUCAGAUCAGGUCCUGUCUGCUGGGACGGCUGCUGGCUGGAUCAAGACAUCUGUGCUGGCUGAGCUGCCAGGUGCUGCCAGGUGUUAUUUGGUUUGUAGCAUAGAGGCACUAUGUACUCAGAGUGGAGAUCCUUGCAUCUUGUCAUUCAAAAUGAUCAGGGUAACACCAGUGUGCUUCACAGCUAUCCUGAGAGCGUGGGCAGAGAAGUGGCGAAUGCGGUGGUGCGCCCCCUGGGGCAGGCUCUGAUCACAUCGUCGGUUGGGAGCGAGAGUUUGCUGAAAACAGACAAAGAAGUAAAAUGGACGAUGGAGGUGGUUUGUUACGGGCUGACCCUGCCCCUGGAUGGCGACACCGUGAAGUACUGUGUGGAUGUGUAUACAGACUGGAUUAUGGCUCUUGUGUUACCUAAGGACUCGAUUCCUUUACCAGUUAUUAAGGAACCAAACCUUUAUGUUCAAAGCAUUCUCAAACAUCUCCAAAAUCUCUUUGUACCAAGGCCAGACCCAGGAUCUAGUCAGAUUAGGCUGUGCCUGCAAGUUUUGAAAGCAGUCCAGAAACUGGCUCGUGAAUCAACAAUUAUGGCAAGAGAAACGUGGGAGGUUUUGUUGUUAUUUCUUCUUCAGAUUAAUGAUACUCUUCUAGCAGCUCCAACUGUGCAAGGUGGCAUUGCUGAAAAUCUGGCUGAGAAGCUUAUUGGCGUGCUGUUUGAGGUGUGGUUACUGGCCUGCACACGGUGCUUUCCAACGCCACCUUACUGGAAAACUGCCAAAGAGAUGGUGGCCAACUGGCGGCAUCACCCUGCAGUAGUGGAGCAGUGGAGCAAGGUCAUCUGUGCUCUUACCUCCAGAUUGCUGCGUUUCACGUAUGGACCUUCGUUUCCUCCGUUUAAAAUUCCUGAAGAAGAUGCUGGUCUGAUUCCUCCUGAAAUGGACAAUGAGUGCAUCGCACAAACUUGGUUUCGCUUUUUACACAUGCUGAGUAAUCCUGUGGAUUUGAGUAACCCAGCCAUUAUUAGUUCUACCCCCAAAUUUCAGGAGCAGUUUCUGAAUGUGAGUGGGAUGACUCAAGAGCUGAAUCAGUACCCCUGCCUUAAGCAUCUGCCUCAAAUAUUCUUCCGUGCCAUGCGUGGGAUCAGCUGUUUAGUGGAUGCUUUCCUAGGCAUUUCACGACCCCGCUCAGACAGCGCACCGCCCACCCCAGUGAACAGGCUAAGCAUGCCCCAGAGCACCGCCAUCAACACCACCCCACCCCACAACCGAAGGCAUCGGGCCGUGACUGUGAAUAAAGCAACAAUGAAAACCAGCACUGCAACCACUGCACAUGCUUCCAAAGUGCAGCACCAACCAUCCUCUACUUCUCCGCUCUCUAGCCCAAACCAGACAAGUUCUGAGCCACGGCCACUGCCAGCUCCUCGCAGGCCAAAGGUUAACAGCAUCUUGAACCUCUUUGGAUCGUGGUUAUUUGAUGCAGCAUUUGUUCACUGUAAACUUCAUAAUGGAAUAAACAGAGACAGCAGCAUGACUGCUAUAGCAACUCAAGCUAGUGUGGAGUUUCGCCGGAAAGGAUCCCAAAUGUCCACAGAUACAAUGGCUUCCAACCCUUUGUUUGAUGCCAGUGAAUUCCCAGACAACUAUGAAGCAGGAAGGGCAGAGGCAUGCGGGACACUGUGUAGGAUAUUUUGUAGCAAGAAGACUGGGGAGGAAAUAUUACCAGCUUACUUAUCCCGAUUUUACAUGCUUUUAAUUCAGGGUUUGCAGAUAGCAGAUUUCGUUUGCCACCCCGUUCUUGCCAGUGUUAUUCUGAACUCCCCUCCUUUGUUCUGCUGUGACCUGAAAGGAAUUGAUGUCGUGGUUCCAUAUUUCAUUUCGGCUCUUGAAACUAUUUUACCCGACAGGGAACUCUCAAAGUUUAAAAUAUAUGUAAACCCCACAGAGCUAAGAAGAGCUUCAAUUAACAUCUUGCUGUCUUUGUUGCCUCUCCCUCAUCAUUUUGGAACCAUAAAAUCGGAGGUUGUCCUGGAAGGGAAAUUCAGCAACGAUGACAGCUCAACGUAUGAUAAACCAGUAACCUUCCUUUCCUUGAAACUGCGGCUUGUGAAUAUACUUAUAGGAGCUUUGCAAACUGAAACAGAUCCCAACAACACUCAGAUGAUACUAGGUGCAAUGUUGAAUAUUGUUCAAGACUCAGCACUGUUAGAAGCCAUUGGCUGCCAAAUGGAAACGAAUGGUGGUGAAAACAACCUCUUCAAAAGCCACAGUCGUACUAACAGUGGCAUUAGUACUGCAAGUGGCGGCAGCACGGAGCCUACAACACCAGAUAGUGAACGGCCAGCACAAGCCCUUCUAAGGGAUUAUGCUCUUAAUACAGAUACGGCUGCAGGACUUCUGAUACGCAGCAUUCACCUGGUAACCCAGAGGCUGAACUCGCAGUGGAGGCAGGACAUGAGCAUCUCACUGGCUGCGUUGGAACUUCUCUCUGGAUUGGCAAAGGUGAAAGUGCUUGUUGAUUCCUCCGACCAAAAGAGAGCUAUCAGUUCUGUAUGCAGCUACAUAGUGUUCCAGUGCAGCCGGCCGGCCCCGCUCCACUCCCGUGACCUUCACUCUGUGAUAGUUGCAGCUUUCCAGUGCCUCUGUGUGUGGCUCACUGAGCAUCCUGACAUGCUGGAUGAGAAGGAUUGUCUAAAAGAGGUACUGGAGAUUGUGGAGCUGGGUAUUUCGGGAAGUAAAUCCAAGAGCAGCGAACAAGAGGUGAAGUACAAAGGAGAUAAGGAACCAAACCCUGCAUCCAUGAGAGUGAAGGAUGCUGCAGAAGCUACGUUAACGUGUAUUAUGCAGUUACUUGGAGCGUUCCCUUCUCCCAGCGGCCCUGCUUCCCCUUGCAGCUUAGUGAAUGAAACCACGUUAAUUAAAUAUUCUCGCCUGCCCACCAUAAACAAGCAUAGCUUCCGUUACUUUGUUCUGGAUAACAGUGUCAUCCUGGCAAUGUUGGAGCAGCCUCUAGGGAACGAACAAAAUGACUCCUUCCCCUCUGUCACGGUUUUGAUCCGUGGGACAUCUGGAAGAUUUGCAUGGGCCCAGCAACUCUGUCUUUUACCAAGAGGAGCUAAAGCAAAUCAAAAGACCUUUGUACCAGAACCUCGACCAGCUCCUAAAAAUGAUGUUGGAUUGAAAUACAGCGUGAAGCAUCGGCCUUUUCCUGAAGAAGUGGACAAGAUCCCAUUUGUGAAAGCAGACUUAAGCAUUCCUGAUUUACAUGAAAUUGUGAAUGAGGAGCUCGAAGAGCGACAUGAGAAGCUGAGGAAUGGCAUGGCCCAGCAGAUUAUUUUUGAGACUUCCAUAGAUCAGAAAAGCGAGGAGGAGUGGCGUAAGAAGAGCUUUCCUGAUCCAAUCACAGAGUGUAAGCCCCCACCGCCGGCACAGGAGUUCCAGACCGCGCGCCUCUUCCUCUCCCACUUCGGGUUUCUGUCGCUGGAGGCGUUGAAGGAGCCCGCUAACAGUCGUCUACCUCCCCACCUGAUUGCACUUGACUCUACUCUGCCUGGAUUUUUUGAUGACCUCGGGUACUUGGACUUACUGCCUUGUCGUCCUUUUGAUACUGUUUUCAUUUUCUACAUGAAGGCGGGCCAGAAGACAAGCCAGGAGAUCCUGAAGAACAUGGAGUCUUCCAGAAUUGUUCAGCCACACUUCCUGGAGUUCUUGCUGUCUCUUGGCUGGUCUGUCGAUGUGGGGAAGCAUCCUGGGUGGACCGGGCACGUCUCCACGAGCUGGUCCAUCAACAGCUGCAGCGAUGAAGAGGGACCUGAACAAGAUGAUGUAAUAAUUUCAGAAGAUGUUGGAGCAAGUAUCUUCAAUGGGCAGAAGAAGGUGCUGUAUUACGCUGAUGCCCUGACAGAAAUAGCUUUUGUUGUCCCGUCACCAGUGGAGUCCCUAACUGAUUCGUUGGAAAGCAAUGUCUCUGAUCAAGAAAGUGACUCUAACAUGGACCUGCUGCCGGGAAUAUUAAAACAGCCAUCCUUGACACUUGAACUCUUCCCCAGUCACACGGACAAUCUUAAUCCCUCUCAGCGGCUCAGCCCGACUUCCAGAUCCAAGAGGGUGCCUCAGGGCCGGACCAUUCCACCAAUGGGACCUGAAACCAAAGUGUACGUGGUCUGGGUUGAACGUUAUGAUGAUAUAGAAAAUUUUCCCCUCCCUGAUCUGGUGUCUGAGACCAGCACUGGCGUAGAAACUACGGCCAACAGCAGCGCUUCCCUAAGAUCUACCAUUCCUGAGAAAGAAGUUCCCGUGAUCUUCAUCCAUCCUUUAAACACCGGCUUAUUCAGGAUAAAACUGCAAGGAGCAACUGGGAAAUUCAACAUGGUUAUCCCGUUGGUGGAUGGGAUGAUAGUCAGUCGGAGAGCUCUUGGUUUUUUAGUGAGGCAAACAGUAAUAAAUAUUUGUCGGAGAAAGAGGCUGGAAAGUGAUUCAUACAACCCCCCCCACGUCCGCCGGAAACAGAAAAUCGCAGACAUUGUCAAUAAGUACCGCAACAGGCAGCUGGAGCCUGAGUUUUAUACCUCGCUUUUCCAGGAGGUUGGGCUCAAGAACUGCAACCCGUAGGCCGUUAUCCUCCCCGGACAAUUAGAUCAGAGCUUGGUGGCUACAGUAAUGAAAACAGUUAAAUAACAACAAAUUUCCUCAGCCCUCCGGAAUUCGGGAAACCGUAUUUUAGCACAAGUCAGCAGAUACCGUGUGGGAGGAAGGAGAAACGAAUCCCAAGCAGUGCAGUUGGGAUACUGACUCAGUUCACCUACCCGCGAAAGAUUACUGAAUUCCAGUCUUCCUGGAUGCUCGCAACAUAAUCUCUCCAGCAGCCAUCUACUCCCGGCUAAUUAAGAACUGCGUCUCGUCCUGUGGGAAGAAAACAAUCAAAGCAAAACCAUCUCUGCGUUGAAGUAUGAGGAGCGCGGGGCAAAGCAGCCUGCCUUCACACAGCCCGCUGUGCCCCCGCGCUGGAGAGGGGAGCGGGGUCUCUCCUUGAGGAGGGAAUCUCUUCCUGAGCGCUCGCUGUGCCCACAAGAACUUCAGGAGAAGUUUCUGACCCCCUUCGGCGUUCUGCAGGAGAUGCUUCACUGCUUGAAGCUCAUUUGUUCACCACAGGGAGGAAAGCUGCUCUGGAAUAUCAGGUCACCAAAUGCAUAGCCAAGAUGCUGUGUUUCCCAGUACCCCCCUGUGGGUCUGUGCACAGCAUUUCUGUCAUCCUGGGAACAAACUGAGUUCAGACACACCUUCUUACUAGAUAAGAGAUCUUGGUUCUAUAGAAACAAGGUCAUGACUUUCAGGUCUGUUGCAAAAUGUCACAUUUAAUUUUAGUCACUUGGUAUUAUUUUCUUUAUGCUGCUGAUUUUGUUGAAAUGCCUCUGUUGCUCAGUCGUCAUUUUCAUUAAAUGUGCAAACAUCUCUUGCUUUCCUUCUGCCGGGCUGAAAUCUGAGGUUCUGGGGCUGCCUCCUGCCUGACAUUUAUCGAAUAUGCAGCUUUUGCAGCUUCUGCACUUUCCAGAAGCUCCUCUUACGCAGACUAUGAAACAACUGGAACAGAAAAGUGAGGAACCCUUCUUUUGUGCAUUAACUUGCCAUUCCAUGGAAAGUCCAUUUGGAGUUGUACUUCGGAAGUGUUUUGAGGUUACCGUGCUCUCUCGGCAGCAGUGAUUCCUCUCUCCUUGGUCAGAAGUUUCUCCCUGAGCUGCCGGUGCCCCGGCCGGGCUCAGCCACAGCCUGGGUCGCUGCCUCACCCCACAGGGAGCAGAGCCGUGUGGAUUCGUUUCUCUGACCGCCGGCAGCUUCCAUUCAAGCGCCUUGCUUCCUCUGUGGCUGCACUCUGGAGCUCAGGCUGUGCUGGGAAAAGGUGUUCACAACUGCGCGUCAGUGCUGGCAAUAUGAAAGCUGCAGCAGCACUGCUGCUCCUGGGGCUGCUUUCAGGCCCCCAGCACAGUCCUGCCUUGUGGCAGCAAUGAAUCACUGCUGAUGCUCCUGUGUGGGUGCAGCCUGCGAUGGCUGGCAGUGCACGUGUUCUUUUUCUUCCAGUAAGCAGGGAGGAGGUAAGCGUAAACCUGAGCAGGAAUUGGUGGAGCUCCUCAAGUUAUGACAAAGUGUUUCUUGGAAGCUUUUUAAUAUGCAUUGCAAUAAUGCCUGUGAGUCACUUAACUUUGCUAUUUCAGUUACUUUUUGCAACAGUUGUAACCUGAAACAGUCUUACUUGUUUCAUUACAGUUUCCUUGCCAGGGGUGUGCCCGGAUCCCAUCUGCCUGUGGUCUUUCGGAGGGUUCACCUGCACCUCAAAAGACAUGCGGGUCUCAGCUGAGGGGAGCUGGGGGACAGGAGCAGGGCAGGCACAGGGACCUCUCAGGAGGUUUUGGUCCAGAUGAAUCACAAAUGGAAAAACAAAACCAAAAUCUCCGUGGCGGUGAGCAGAGCAGCCGUGCUUCUGCACUGUCCUGGGUGUGAGGGGCAGCGCUGGGUCUGGUGGCAAAGCUGAGGUGGAGCGUGGCCUCAUCUCUGCUCAGCUCUUGCCAGUGUGCAUUUAAUGCACAGGCACUAAAUUUACCCACGCUGUGUGUGUACCUUUGAAUCUACAUAAUGGCCAAACACACUUUAGUCCACUGACUUAAAAGGCAUGACCACUGCAUGUGUAACAAACAGAAACAUACAGAGCGAUCAAGCUUUGCACAUCUUCAGCAGCUUAAAACCCAUAGCUGUGUGUGUCACAUGCAAAACCAUUGGUUUGUAGCCCAGUGAGCUGCAGAAGCUGCUGCUUUCAGGUGCACGGUGCAGUCAGGGGCAGAACUGUGGCUGCAGGAAGCCCUGAGUGUCUCCUUCUGAGUCAGAGAGCCAAAGGAACUGCCUGAAAUAUUGCGCUUUAAUGCGCUUAGGUCUUUUCCUUGUUCCAUCCAGAGCAUGAGUGUGGCACCCACCUGAGCAGUGCUCACAGGGGAGCAGGGCCGUGUGUCAGAAAUCUUGAAAGAAGAGUUUUGUGUGAGCAGCGUUUAUAACUGAUAUAAAUCUGAUCUGCGAGGUCACGCUGAACACAUCGCAUGCAGGGUGAACCUGCCCGUAGCUUUGGGGUUUUGCGAUCUGCAGAGGUGAACCUUGAAGAAAGUCUGAGUGCAGCGUAGCAGUGCUGCGUGCUGUGCUGUCAGCCCUCGGUUUGGGUGCAGGCUGCGUGGCAGAGCUGUGCCCGUCACAGUGUGGUGUGGGUGAUGUGAGGAGCAGUGCAGGAGCGAAGCCAGGCAGCAGAGCUGACGGCUGCGGGUGGUCCAGGGUGCCUUCAGCUCUCCUCCCCCAUGGGCUGAGAGGAAAGCUGAGAUUUAUAUCAGUCGUGAUGCUUCUGUCGAGACCCUGAGCUUCUGGGGCUCUGCACCACAAACUGCCCUAUUGAGUUGGCAGCUUCUCAACUCGCAUGGCUGUUUUUUGCGUCCAUACCCAUGGGAGAGCAGAUGCCCACCCAGGGGCAGCGCAUCGCACCGAGCUGCCGCUCUAUCACAGAUGUGACACAACCAGAGUUCCUCUAUUCACGCAGUAACGCCUUUCGGUUUGGGUUCGUAAUUCUGCUCUGAAUGAUGGCAUCCUCUUAAUGGUGCAGAAGGGGGGUUGGGGGGCCGCCACCUCGUUAAAUGCAGAGCUGAAAUUGCAGAAAUGUCGGUACCUUAAUAAAGACUCAUUUAAAGAAACUAUCCUUUCUUAAAGGUACCUGGCAGAUGUAUGACACACAUACAUCAAGGAGUGGGGGGGGGGAGGGGUGUUGAGGGUCUGCAUGCCCACAUCAGAGCAGCUCCACUGCAACAGAGUACAGCUGUGAGCAGUGGCUGCGUGGCUGAGCGAUGCCUUUGAAGGAAGGCAGACAUCUUCCACGUGGAUGUUAGCAGGAGCAGUUUGAGGUGAGAAUGCCAGGGAUCACGUGCUUCAAGUCAUAUGCAUUCUGUCUGGAUCUCUGUAUGUUGCCAAGACAUGAUCUUUUUGUUCCUACUGUAUUUUUCUGUAAAUACCCCCGGCGCUAAGUUGUAAAGUAAAGGCAAAAUGUAAAUAUGAAGAUGUGAACUACGUUCCCUUGUCUCUAGUCCUUUAUCUCCUAUUUGUUUAGGGAAGGCACACAAAGGCUUGUUUGUAUUUAUGCCAAUUCUUUGUCCAGGAGAAACACAUCAACUAUUGAAUGUAACACAAUUAGUCCAAUAAAUUUUAAAGAUUCUUAUCUAA
Molecule: messenger RNA, 11413 nt
Organism: Centrocercus urophasianus (Greater sage-grouse)
Lineage: Eukaryota; Metazoa; Chordata; Aves; Galliformes; Phasianidae
Gene: RALGAPB
Product: Ral GTPase activating protein non-catalytic subunit beta
Exons: 30
Coding region: 3296-7783 (1495 amino acids)
Biological process (GO): regulation of small GTPase mediated signal transduction; activation of GTPase activity
Molecular function (GO): GTPase activator activity
Source: RefSeq, a predicted model, not a curated record